Molecule: messenger RNA, 1473 nt
Organism: Penicillium griseofulvum
Lineage: Eukaryota; Fungi; Ascomycota; Eurotiomycetes; Eurotiales; Aspergillaceae
Product: glycoside hydrolase family 15 protein
Exons: 3
Coding region: 1-1473 (490 amino acids)
Biological process (GO): polysaccharide metabolic process
Cellular component (GO): fungal-type vacuole
Molecular function (GO): glucan 1,4-alpha-glucosidase activity
Source: RefSeq, a predicted model, not a curated record
AUGUUGACAUUCAAUCUUUUGACCGCAUUGCUGGCACCAGGUGUGCUCUCAGCUGCCUUGCACCCUCGCCAGGAAGCUGAUCUUGAUGGAUUCAUCAAGAAGGAGUCUGCUUUUGCUCUGAAAUCCAUCCUGGCCAACAUCGGCGCCGAUGGAUCUGCCGUUUCUGGAGCAGGUUCCGGCCUUGUGAUUGCAUCGCCAUCCAAGUCGGACCCCGAUUACUUUUACACCUGGACUCGUGAUGCAGGCUUGACAUUGAAGGUGUUGAUCGACGAUUUCCUCGCCGGAGAAGCCUCGCUGGAAUCAACCAUCCAGGCCUACAUCACUUCCCAAGCCAAGCUGCAGGGCGUUUCCAACCCAUCCGGCGACCUCUCCGAUGGAAAAGGACUCGCAGAGCCCAAGUUCCAAGCCGACGGCACCGCCUUCACCGGCGCAUGGGGUCGUCCUCAGCGCGAUGGCCCCGCUCUCCGAGCCACCGCAAUGAUGACCUACGGUAACCACCUGAUCGCCGACAAGAAGGACGUCGUCAAGACGAACAUCUGGCCCAGCGUGCAGAACGAUCUGAACUACGUCGCGCAGUACUGGAACCAAACCGGCUUCGAUCUGUGGGAGGAGGUUGAGGGCUCCUCUUUCUUCACUAUUGCCGCCCAACACCGCGCAUUAGUAGAAGGCAGCGCAUUCGCCAAGGCACUGGGCGAGACCUGCGAGGGAUGUGAUUCCCAAGCACCCCAGAUCCUGUGUUUCCUUCAAUCCUUCUGGAACGGAAAGGCCGUUGUUUCCAACGUAGCCAAUAACGGCCGCUCCGGUCUCGAUUCAAACUCCGUCCUUGCUUCGAUCCAAUUGUUCGAUCCUAAGGCUGCUUGCGACGAUGUCACCUUCCAGCCUUGCUCUGCUCGUGCUCUCUCCAACCACAAGGAAUACGUUGACUCGUUCCGUUCGAUCUACGGCAUCAACAAGGAUAGCAAGGCUGGAACUGCCGCUGCUGUUGGUCGUUAUAAGGAGGAUACUUACAUGGGUGGAAACCCAUGGUAUUUGGCAACCCUUGCCGCAGCUGAGCAAUUGUACGACGCUCUUUACCAGUGGAAGCAGCAGAAGUCGCUCUCCAUCACUGAGACAAGUCUUGCCUUCUUCAAGGAUCUGGAUUCGUCUGCCGCUGUCGGUGACUACGCUAGCGACUCGGAGAAAUACAAGUCUCUCACCGCUGCAGUGGCGAAAUACGCCGAUGGAUUCGUGGCUGUUGUUCAGAAGUACGCGCCUGAAAGUGGAGCUCUGUCAGAACAAUUCAAGCGGGAUGACGGUACCCCCACCUCUGCUAAGGACUUGACCUGGUCUUAUGCCGCGUUCUUGACUGCUGCUGAGCGACGUGCUGGAACUGUUCCUCCUACCUGGGGUGCGUCGGGUUCUAAGGUGCCUGAGAAGUGUGAGGGAAGCUCGGCUAAGGGUACUUACACCGCGCCUAAGGUUCCCUCUUGGUAG